This is a messenger RNA of Ziziphus jujuba (common jujube), 1796 nucleotides long. RefSeq names its product hydroxymethylglutaryl-CoA synthase. Bases 147 to 1514 code for a protein of 455 amino acids. Gene Ontology annotation, biological process: acetyl-CoA metabolic process. Gene Ontology annotation, molecular function: hydroxymethylglutaryl-CoA synthase activity. The record is from RefSeq and is a predicted model, not a curated record. Lineage: Eukaryota; Viridiplantae; Streptophyta; Magnoliopsida; Rosales; Rhamnaceae. The transcript is spliced from 12 exons.
CAUGAGUUUACAGUGUACAUGUCAGUUCUCAGGUGCCUAUAUAUGAAGGAUCAAACUUUCUCUCCUCAUUUUCUCUCUCAUUUUCUAGCUUUCCAAACGACCACCAGACAACGUGAAAGCGUAGGAGAUUUUAUAGCAUUCUCUAGAUGGCUUCACAACCGAAAGAUGUCGGAAUUCUCGCCAUGGAUAUCUAUUUUCCUCCUACAUCUGUUCAGCAGGAAGCUUUGGAGGCUCAUGAUGGUGCCAGCAAAGGAAAGUACACUAUUGGACUUGGACAGGAUUGUAUGGCAUUUUGUACUGAAGUUGAAGAUGUCAUCUCAAUGAGUUUGACAGCUGUUACUUCACUCCUUGAGAAAUACAAAAUUGAUCCAAAACAAAUUGGAAGGCUAGAAGUUGGCAGCGAAACUGUGAUUGACAAAAGCAAGUCGAUUAAAACCUUCUUGAUGCAACUUUUUGAGGAAUGCGGCAAUACUGACAUUGAGGGAGUUGACUCAACAAAUGCAUGUUAUGGAGGAACUGCAGCUUUGUUCAAUUGUGUGAACUGGGUGGAAAGUAAUUCAUGGGAUGGACGCUAUGGACUUGUUGUAUGCACAGACAGUGCGGUUUAUGCAGAAGGGCCUGCCCGGCCUACUGGGGGUGCAGCUGCAAUUACGAUGCUAAUAGGUCCUGAUGCUCCAGUUGUUUUUGAAAGCAAACUUAGGGGCAGCCAUAUGUCUCAUGUCUAUGAUUUUUACAAGCCUGACCUCGCAAGUGAAUACCCUGUUGUUGAUGGAAAGCUGUCACAAACUUGCUACCUCAUGGCACUUGAUUCUUGCUACAAACGUUUCUGUGAGAAGUUUGAGAAAUUGGAAGGCAGUUCGUUUUCAAUUUCAGAUGCUGAUUAUUUUGUGUUUCAUUCUCCAUAUAACAAGCUUGUGCAGAAAAGUUUUGCUAGGUUAUAUUUCGAUGACUUUUUGAGGAACUCCAGCAGCUUUGUUGAUGAGGUUGCAAGAGAAAAGUUAGCCCCAUAUUUAUCUUUGUCUGGUGAUGAGAGCUACCAGAGCCGGGAUCUUGAAAAGGCAACCCAGCAAGUUGCAAAACAAUUAUAUGAUGCAAAGGUUCAACCAAGCACCCUAAUUCCAAAGCAAGUUGGCAACAUGUACACAGCAUCACUUUAUGCUGCAUUUUCAUCUCUACUUCACAAUAAAAAUAGCUCAUUGGCAGGCAAGCGGGUAGUUAUGUUCUCAUAUGGGAGUGGUUUAACUGCGACAAUGUUCUCGUUCCAACUCCGAGAAGGUCAAUAUCCUUUCAGCCUAUCAAACAUUGCCACAGUGAUGGAUGUUUCUGGGAAAUUGAAAUCAAGACACGAGUUUACGCCUGAAAAUUUUAUUCAAACACUGAAGCUCAUGGAGCACCGAUAUGGGGCCAAGGACUUUGUGACAAGCAAGGACAGUAGCCUCUUGAGCCCAGGAACAUACUAUCUCACCCAAGUUGACUCCUUGUAUCGACGGUUUUAUGCCAAGAAAUCCGGCUAAAGGAGUAGCAGCUAUGGUCUUUACCAAGGGCCUUGCGAAUACAAAAAAGCCCAAUUUAUAAAUAUCUUGUUGAAAUUUGAAUAUGUAUGUGCUAUUUUCUUUUUCAGUUAUUUGCCUUUACAAUUUGUUAUUCAUUAUAGGAAAACAAAAAAAUAAAAUAAAAACUUUUAUGAUGCAUGAUUAACAUAUUUUAUCUUACAAGUUAAGAACCAAAUAAUUCUAAAGUUUGCUCUCAAGUCUCAACUACGUUAUUACUGGUUAUAAAAAUAUUAAUUUAUGCAA